GUCCCCGACAGCUCAUCGCCAACAUCCAGGAGCCGCGGCAGCUCACCCAAGCCGGAGGGCGAGCUUCGACUGCCGCUACCCGCCAAAGCUCAGGAGUGGCAGGUGCGCCAACUAAGAGCUGACUUGGAGUACUGGAGUGAGAAGUUCAACUGCGCCGCGCGGGUGGAACAUUCCUCAGUGGUCGUCCAGCUGAGUCCAGAGGCACAAGCAGGCGGGGCCAAGUCGGAGCUGUUCUCACUGAUGGAGUAUGACCUGCAGCUGGAGCAGGGCACGCUCAGCCGUGGAGUGGUGUCCAUUUCCGG
Symbiodinium pilosum is the source of this 302-nucleotide messenger RNA. The record is from the annotation of a GenBank genome assembly. NCBI's taxonomy places the organism in Eukaryota, Dinophyceae, Suessiales, Symbiodiniaceae.